This is a messenger RNA of Impatiens glandulifera, 1436 nucleotides long. RefSeq names its product probable protein arginine N-methyltransferase 1.2. Gene Ontology annotation, biological process: peptidyl-arginine methylation. The transcript is spliced from 9 exons. Gene Ontology annotation, cellular component: nucleus. Lineage: Eukaryota; Viridiplantae; Streptophyta; Magnoliopsida; Ericales; Balsaminaceae. The coding region runs from base 103 to 1296 and encodes 397 amino acids. The record is from RefSeq and is a predicted model, not a curated record. Gene Ontology annotation, molecular function: protein-arginine N-methyltransferase activity.
CAGUAAAACCCUAAUAUUUUCGAGUCUUCACUUCCUCUCUCUAUCUCUCUCACUAAGAAUCCCUAGCUGCUUUUUGCAAGGCGCCAACAUCUUACAGAAGAAAUGAGUAACAAUGGCAGUCUUGGAAACCCUACGAGCAGCACGAAUGAUGCCAUGAUGAGGAGUGAAGACUCCGAGUCUCAGAUGCCGAGGAAAAUCAAGUUUCAGUACGAUGAUGAGGAGCAAGAAGCUGCGCUGGACCAAGCUGUUAGCGGAAGCUUGCACCUUGAGGACGAUUCAGUCAUGGCCGACCCCAACGACUCUAUCAUUGGCAGCGAUAAAACCAGUGCUGAUUAUUACUUCGACUCCUACUCCCACUUUGGUAUUCAUGAAGAAAUGUUGAAGGAUGUUGUAAGGACAAAGACAUAUCAGAGUGUUAUAUAUAAGAAUGAUUUCCUAUUCAAGGACAAAAUAGUCCUUGAUGUGGGUGCAGGGACAGGGAUUUUGUCACUUUUCUGCGCAAAAGGAGGAGCAAAACAUGUUUAUGCUGUUGAAUGCUCCCAAAUGGCUGAUAUGGCAAAAGAAAUUGUCAAGACAAAUGGCCUUUCAGAUGUCAUUACUGUAUUAAAAGGCAAGAUUGAGGAGAUUGAACUUCCAGUUGACAAAGUAGACAUUAUUAUCUCGGAGUGGAUGGGGUAUUUUUUGUUGUUUGAAAACAUGCUUGAUACUGUUCUCUAUGCUCGUGAUAAGUGGUUGGUUAAUGAUGGUGUUGUCCUUCCAGACAAAGCUUCACUGUUUUUAACUGCAAUUGAGGAUGCUGAGUAUAAAGAGGAUAAGAUUGAAUUUUGGAAUAAUGUGUAUGGCUUUAACAUGGGCUGUAUCAAGAAUCAAGCCAUGAUGGAACCCCUUGUCGACACUGUUGACCAGAAACAAAUAGUUACAAACUGCCAGUUGCUUAAGACAAUGGACAUCUCUAAGAUGGCUUCAGGGGAUGCUUCCUUCACAGCUCCAUUUAAGCUUGUGGCUGAGCGCGAUGACUAUAUUCAUGCUUUUGUAGCUUAUUUUGAUGUCUCCUUCACUAAGUGCCAUAAACUAAUGGGCUUCUCUACUGGUCCGAAAUCGCGAUCAACCCAUUGGAAACAAACUGUGUUGUAUUUGGAAGAUGUAAUUACAAUAUGUGAAGGAGAGUCAAUAGUUGGAAGCAUGUCAGUUGCGCAGAACAAGAAGAAUCCUAGAGAUGUGGAUAUAACGGUAAAUUACUCGCUGAAUGGGCGUCGUACUACCGUCUCGAAAACCCAAAGUUAUCGGAUGCGUUAGAAUUGGCCAUGAUGCAGCAGGAGAGGCUAUGUUUUUAUGGGUGAUUUGAUACAUUUUGAAAUUCUUACUAAACUGUCUUGUGUCUUAUUUAAUUUUUUACAUUUUGUACUCUAUUAAAUGGGUGAGUAGUUUUACCACAA